UACCAAACCUGCAAAACAAGUUUGAGGUUAAAAAGCAUCUGAACUUAGUUGGGGAGCAUACGUUUACUGGAAGCUAUGGAAGAAAUACUAUCAAAAGUGGAAAGCUUCCAUAUAGGAACGAUUCUCACCGAAGCCACAGCAAGCAUGCCCGUGGUGGACAGCUAUGAAGAGGACUGUUCUGAUUUUGACGCCAGUGCUGAGAUUGAUGAAGAAGAUGAAGAGGAGAUGCAGAUCAAGUCACAAUGUGAAAAAUGUAAAGCAGCUCAGCAGAGUCCUGAGUAUGUGAAGGUUACCCCAACGAAGAUUUCUAAGUGGAGCUUCCAGGUACAGCUGGAAGGCGAGGGGACCUAUGAGUGUUCGGUCACAGGUCUGGUGUUUGAAGUGUCGGAGCAGGCUCUGGUCCGCUACUCGGUUCUGUCCUGGUCCAAAUUCUCUGAGUUCCUCCAUGACUCCUGGAGACCUGCUGGAUCGAUUUAUGAUGUGGAUGUGGUCAACAAGGAUUCAUCUGUGCUCAAGUUUAUCCAUUUCCCACACUCUCUGUGCCUUGCUGAACCUGAGCAUGACCUGAGCUUCAGUGUUCUGCAUGUAAAGGAACAACAAGCCGUCAUUGAGUCAACGGUGGACUUCACGGCAAGCCAUGUUAAAUGGCGUGUGUCCUCGCUUUCUCCCCUGGGUCCCAUCAUUUCGUGCAGUGUGCAGGUGAAGCACCACGGGGUGGUGCUGGUUUACAAGGAGCGGAACAAAAAACCGACAUUCACCUUCCAUGUGUUUUUGGCCUUGAACAACUGCUCUGAGAUCAAGGCUAUUGAAGAACAGGUGCUCUCUUCCAUUAAGACAUGGAUGAAGAUUGACAAACCGCCCACAUGUAGGCUGGAAGAGAAGUACCACAACCUCAAAAGCGAGCCAGAAGGGAAAAUUGAACCCUCGAAUCUAGAAUUCACCACUGAAGUUGUACAGUUGAAGGGCUUUUUUGUAGUACGUUUCGACGAGGGACCUCCGUUCGAAUUGUUCAUCAGAGCCAAGGACUCUGAUGAACCUUUGUGGUCUACUACAAUCAGAGAAGAGGAUUGGAACGGCAAGAAGAAACCAAAUCUAUGGAAGAGAUUUAAACUUUGGUUUGCGGCAAGGAUUGCUAGAGCUUGGACCCAAAAAGGCAAAAACAAUGUCAAUCAUCUGUUGCGGUUGUCAGUUGGGCCAGGGAAGCUUCAAAGGAUCCGUAGUGCAUUUGUGGAAGGAGUUUCAACCCCACUUAUCAAAGGUCUCCUGGAUGACCUUUGGCAGCAGAAGGUGUUCAGUACUGAGGAAAAGGACUCUGUGAUUGAGAACCACCUGUGCAAAGCGGACCAAGCACGGUGUCUGAUCGACAUGGUGAUGGGGAAAGGGGAGAGAGCAAGUGAGGAAAUGAUCAAUAGUAUGAAGGAGAGGGACCAUCAAUUAUGCUUAACCCUGGGUCUGAUCUCUGAUCCGGUCUGAAUUUGUCACUUUGAAAGUACUUUUAAAGAAACUGUCACUGUCAACAUUGUUUUGACAAGACAUUACAUUUAUUUAGCUGACAAAGUAAUUGUUGCUGUCAUGUUUAGAAUAGGUCCUCCUUCCUGUUCAAGUACAUGUGAACUAUGCUGUUCUCCUCAGGUACCGCCUGUAUCCAGAAAGGCAUUCCAUCAACCAUGCUAAACGCAAAGCCGGGCUUAUUUCGCUUAGCUUAGCUACUUUCAGUUACUCUCCCUUUCAGAUAUUUGAUCCAUGAUUCGACAUUUACCGUUCUGUGAACAUUUCUCGUGAGCACGCAUAGGACAUGAUAACGCUAGCCUGGUUUGAACUAACUUGAACAAGGCGUGGCUGAAUUGCGUUGAUGGAAUGGCUUUAGCCUCAAGUGGAAGUUGGCGUCAGUUCUAACUGGGCUUAAAGGGAUGAUUCACCGGUGGAGAUAUGAAGGUUAUAUGAAGUAAAUAAUUCUGUGUAUUAUAAAUGUGCGAAAAAAUUUGAAAUGGGUUCAUCCUAGCCUGAGAAAAGGCAGAAAGUGACUCUCUGCCUCAAAAGUAAGAAAUCCUCCAACUACCACAGUGCAUUGUGCUGGCUGCACCGCCCGCCUGUUUCCGUUUGGAGGGGG
Messenger RNA from Gadus chalcogrammus (walleye pollock), 2110 nucleotides. Its product is annotated as NACHT, LRR and PYD domains-containing protein 1 homolog. The record is from RefSeq and is a predicted model, not a curated record. NCBI's taxonomy places the organism in Eukaryota, Metazoa, Chordata, Actinopteri, Gadiformes, Gadidae. The transcript has 13 exons. Gene Ontology annotation, biological process: regulation of apoptotic process. The coding region runs from base 76 to 1473 and encodes 465 amino acids.